AAGGGUGAAGCAUCAUCAACUGGAGGCGAUGUUGGCAACCUUCAGGAGGCCAACCUAGGUCAUAAGCAGACAAGCCAACAAAGUGUGAAAUUAUAUGCCCAAAAUGGAAAGGAAAGCCAAAGAAAAGCAAGAUAUGCUGCGAAGCCUCCUUGAUGCUGUUAAGCAGUGUCAGAUACGAUUUGGUGGACGAUCUGAGUUGGCUACAGAGAAUGAUCCAAGGGUUUCCAUCCUGUGUGCUCAGUUUGAAACUGUAUUCCAGCAUGGGCUCAAAAAACCACCUCAUAGUCAUGGCCCUGUACAAUCUCUCAAGAAUGUGACAGAGAAGAUGUCACAGAGUCUUGUGCCUUUUCGGGAUCAGGUGAAUAAUGUAUUUUGGAAUGUUGUACGUGGAGUGCUGAGCCGACAUGAUUACCAACGAUAUCUCCUCUUGGGAGAGAUCACAACAGAUUGGGGUCGAGGUCGAGCAUGGCUCAGGGCAGCACUCAAUGAGCACUCUCUGGAACGAUACUUGCAGAUGAUUUUGUGUGAGGAAGAGAAACUGUCUGAAUUCUACGAACCUUGGGCUUUCUUGCAGGAUGCAGAGCGCAGCUCCAUGCUCCCCACUAUGGCUGCAGGUCUUGGCUCAAUACUGUUUGCCAUUAAGAUUGAUAACAAGGAGCUGAACGAUUUGCCCUACUAUGUGACCUCUGAGCAAGGUAUUUCUUCAGGAGUGCCCUCUGGAAAAUACCAAGACCCAGAACCAGUCUACUCUGCUUCUCCUGCUGAAAAGGGGAUGGAUCUGAAGAAGGAGAGGAGAAGGAGAAAACGGCAGACCCCUCGGAAUUUGGUGAGCCUGGGUCCAGAAGAUGGAAUGAAUGCAGGAGGUGAAUCGUGGAAAUAUGUCCAGCAGCAUCUGCAAAGCAGGGAGCACUUGAUCAGUGUCUCCAGUGGGGAUUCCUCCCUACUCUCUUCUGACAUCAUGUCCUGUGAUAGCAGGGAUGCUUUUGAACCAGUUGUGGUCCAAGAUCCUCCACUCUCUCAGUUGCAACCAGUAACAAGAUCCAACCAGACACAUCAUUCGAGUCCUGAUCUCCUCAUUUCUUUACCAAGGAGCAAUACCACCCAACAUGCAAUUAGGUCUGAUGGCAGUUCACCUACAUCUUGCAAAGCAUUGACACCAGUGUCUGAGCCAUCAAUUGGGAUGCUCAUUCCUGUUAUUCCACAAAAACCUGCCUCUUCCUUCAAGCCAGAUUCUGAAAGUGAGAGUCAGGCUGAAGGGAAAUUGGCUGUUGAAUCAGAGAAUUAUGAUUCUGCUUCAGUGAAGAGUGGAAACUCAGAUGACAAGGAUAUAAUGGUCCCAUCUCCUUCAAUAAGUGACCUAUCCUCUCAUUCAGGUGAUCCAAGUGCCAAAUGUGCAGCAACAUUGUCAGAGAAGACAACCUUGGAGGCCAAGUGUCUGGAAUUGAAUAACCUUCUCAAAGAAGAGAAGGAAAGAGUGAAUGUCCUGAAGGCAGAAGCAGAGGAAACCAACCGCCUCCUCCGAGAGAGGAAGGAGCAAAUGAACUCCAAGCAUCAGGCCCUCAUUCGAGAGAAUGAACUGCUGAAGCACCAGCUCAAGAAAUAUGUAGGGGCAGUGCAGAUGCUGCGGCAGGAUGGGAAAUCAGCUCAUGAGACACUGGCAUCUCUUGAGUCCUCUCAGCAUCAGAUCCUGGAACCCAGCCACUCUCUGUUAGCUCAUAUACAAGUACAGGAAGAAUCUCAAUAUGAACUAAAGCUCAUCCAGGUGGCUGAAAUGCAUGGGGAGUUGAUGGAAUUCAAUGAACGUCUCCAGCGAGUGAUUCGGAUCAAAGAGGCCACAAUCAGGCGAUUGCGGGAGGAGUUGAUUGAAUUGAGAGGUCCAUUUGCAGAGGAAGGACAGAGUUCAGAUGAUGAGGCCAGUGUGACAUCUGACUAUGACAAUUCUUCCCUCUCCCCCUCUUCAAGAGCGCUCAUCAAUAUCUGGAUACCUUCAGCAUUUCUCACAGGGGGAUCCACCGACAUACACCAUGUAUAUAUCCGGAUUCGUGAUGACGAGUGGAAUGUAUACCGCCGUUACUCUCAGUUCUAUGCAUUCCACAAGAAGCUGAAGCAAGACUACCCGCUUGUCUCAACGUUUGACUUCCCACCCAAGAGAACAAUUGGUAACAAGGACUCCAAGUUUGUUGAGGAGCGGAGACGUCGCCUUCAACAUUACCUCCGCUGUGUCCUCAACAUGCUGGUCCAACACUGCCCUGAGCUGGCCAACAAUCCCGAGAGAAUCAUCCUUACCAGGCUCAUCCCAUUCUUCAAGGAACAUUCCCGAUUGACCGAACGGCAGCAACAGAACCACCGAUCUUCCUCCCGCAAUCCCUUUUCCCGAAGACGGAACACCAGCGAGUCUCAUCAUCCGCAUUAUACUGGGCUCUGAUGAAUGAUGCUCUAUCUACUCGAAGCCAAAUUGUAAGGUGUAAGAAUCCUUAAAAACCAAAUGAAUAUUGUAUUGGUGAUAGCAGUUUACCUGGCACAUUCUCAGCGAUUUGGCUUUUCUAUCUGUCAACUCGUACUCGUGGUUAAUGUGUAAGCAUGCCCAUACAUGGUCUGCCCUCGACCAGUGAUAAACUUUUAUCUUCCUUGUGUAUGAGGAUGACAAAUACAUGUAGCCAAAUGGAUAUUAAUAUCGAUCUCAUAUCAUCAGUAUACAGCGUCAUGGGAUAAGACUUGAGUGAACAGCAUCUUCUGCUGCAUUCUUGGGGAUGAAUUCAUUGUGAUAUCGUUGUCCCAGUUGGGCUAAUGGCAGUGGCAUUAAGUUAUCUAUAAUUAUUGUGCAUAUGUAGUAGGGAA
Molecule: messenger RNA, 2838 nt
Organism: Darwinula stevensoni
Lineage: Eukaryota; Metazoa; Arthropoda; Ostracoda; Podocopida; Darwinulidae
Source: the annotation of a GenBank genome assembly